This is a messenger RNA of Grammomys surdaster, 539 nucleotides long. Its product is annotated as transforming protein RhoA-like. Gene Ontology annotation, cellular component: dendritic spine; cleavage furrow. Bases 21 to 539 code for a protein of 172 amino acids. Gene Ontology annotation, biological process: cell migration; stress fiber assembly; small GTPase-mediated signal transduction. Gene Ontology annotation, molecular function: GTPase activity; GTP binding. The record is from RefSeq and is a predicted model, not a curated record. NCBI's taxonomy places the organism in Eukaryota, Metazoa, Chordata, Mammalia, Rodentia, Muridae. The transcript is spliced from 3 exons.
UUUUUCUUAAUGUUUAAGUGAUGGCUGCCAUUAGGAAGAAACUGGUGAUUGUUGGUGAUGGAGCUUGUGGUAAGACGUGCUUGCUCAUAGUCUUCAGCAAGGACCAGUUCCCAGAGGUUUAUGUGCCCACGGUGUUUGAAAACUAUGUGGCAGAUAUUGAAGUGGAUGGAAAACAGGUAGAGUUGGCUUUAUGGGACACAGCUGGACAGGAAGAUUAUGACCGCCUGAGGCCUCUCUCCUAUCCAGACACUGAUGUUAUACUGAUGUGUUUUUCCAUUGACAGCCCUGAUAGUUUAGAAAACAUCCCAGAAAAAUGGACUCCAGAAGUUAAGCAUUUCUGUCCAAAUGUGCCCAUCAUCCUAGUUGGGAACAAGAAGGAUCUUCGGAAUGAUGAGCACACAAGGCGGGAGUUAGCCAAAAUGAAGCAGGUAUGUUGUGGGGGCGGGAAGAGCUGGAGCUCUACAUAUAUACACAUCAUUUUCGACAGCCUUGGCUGUCCUGAUAUAUCAGGUGCUCUGAUGUUGAGUCUUCUCCUGUAA